Molecule: messenger RNA, 859 nt
Organism: Pipistrellus kuhlii (Kuhl's pipistrelle)
Lineage: Eukaryota; Metazoa; Chordata; Mammalia; Chiroptera; Vespertilionidae
Gene: CFAP276
Product: cilia and flagella associated protein 276
Exons: 5
Coding region: 262-780 (172 amino acids)
Source: RefSeq, a predicted model, not a curated record
AGGGCAAAUCCAGGGCUCCUGGGGGUAGGGUCAGCGGCUCUUUGCCUCUGUGUUCCCAGUAGCUCCCUCCUAUGGGCCCUCCCACGUUGGACCUCCAGGUGGCGCCUUUCUUGAUAGGCAUUCACCUGUCAUAGAUGGUGGGGCAGUUGCCUGGCAACCGAAGGUGGGCCUUCCAAACAAUUGGGACCCCGAGCCUCUGCGUACAGGGUUGUGUGCGACUGCGCCGGCCACCCGUUCCUCCCAGGAGCUUCUCAUUUUACCAUGCCUCCCACCCGAGACCCUUUCCAGCAGCCUAUGCUGAACAACGAUGAUUCCCUCCCGGGGAAAGCCGGGGCUCCUAAGAUCCUGACGCAUAAGAACCCAGCUCACCUUGAUCAGCAGCGGGGACCCUGGAAUCGGCUCAACUCAGUUCCCACCAUCACCUCCAUUAGGCGGAAUACUUUUUUUUUUGACUCUGAGGUUAUCCCGAAGGAUAAUCUGGAUUUCCGCUUAGCUGCCUUGUACAACCACCACACGGGGGCGUUCAAGAACAUAAACGAGGCCCUGAUCCACAGGGAGACCUCUAAGGACAUCCACCGGAUCAUCAAAAUCCAACCCCCUGGAGAACACUUACCCCCUGCCCCGCCACCGCCCAUCACUUCCCGAGCUGACAUCAGACAGUGGAUCAGCCCUAAGCGGGAGUCCAUCUACAGCAUCCAGGGCUCCAUAGUGUCCCCUCACUCUGCAGCCACCAACGGAGGCUACUCCCGCAAGACGGACGGUGGCUUCUUCUCCACCUGAUGCUGACAGGCCCCCGGAUUGAUUAAUCGAUGGGACAGCCUGCUGCCCACCUCCAUUAAAAACAUUUGUGCACGGUGAA